AUGUUGUUUUUGAUUGUAUGUGCAGGCAUUUUUUCCCAGCUGUCCUCAAGCAGCCGCCAUGGUCAUGGGCAAGUCAGAUUGUGUGCAUCGACCGUGCUUUCUUCUCAGCAGAGGAGCAACUCUACAUCGUCAAGAAUUACAGUAGAUUUUGACCAGAAAUCAGGCGUAGCCGUUAUGCAGCUGAAGAAUCCUCCUGUCAACAGCCUCAGUUUGGACUUCCUCACUGAGAUUUGCAUCAACUUGGAGAAACUAGAGAUGGACAAGAGUUGCAGAGGCCUCAUCAUCACCUCUAGUCUACCUAAAGUUUUCUCAGCUGGACUGGACAUUUUGGAGAUGUAUGGUAAAAGUCCUGAAAGCUGUGGGGCAUUCUGGAAAGCUGUUCAGGAAAUGUGGCUGAAAUUAUACAGCUCUAACAUGGUCACAAUAGCUGCAAUCAAUGGUUCCAGUCCCGCAGGCGGCUGUCUAAUGUCAAUGACAUGUGACCAUAGGAUAAUGGCUGACAACCCGCGGUACAGCAUCGGCCUUAAUGAGACUCAGCUUGGCAUAGUGGCGCCUUUUUGGUUUAAGGACACCAUGGUUAAUACAGUAGGCCAUCGGACCACUGAGAUGGCCUUGGGUCUCGGGUUACUCUACAGCCCAACAGAGGCUCUGAAGAUAGGACUGGUGGACCAGAUAGUACCAGAAGAUAAGCUCAUGACCACAUCGGAGCAAGUAAUGGCCAAGUGGCUGGCCAUUCCAGACCAUGCCAGACAAAUCACCAAGUCCAUGAUGAGGAAGCCAACAGUCGACAAGUUGACAUCCAAAAGAGAGGCCGACAUUCAAAACUUUGUGAGCUUCAUCACAAAAGACGCAAUCCAGAAGUCACUCCAAAUGUAUCUUGAGAUGCUCAAAAAAAGAAAGGCAUAA
Nerophis lumbriciformis (worm pipefish) is the source of this 906-nucleotide messenger RNA. The record is from RefSeq and is a predicted model, not a curated record. Lineage: Eukaryota; Metazoa; Chordata; Actinopteri; Syngnathiformes; Syngnathidae.